AUGAAGAGCCAAACUUCCGAAUCAACUCCAAUCAUCACCUUCUCAUUCCUAUCGACAGAAUCCGAUCUGGACAAGUGGCUUGAUUUUGUCCACUCGAUUUUCCGACCAAAAGCCACGAGAGAAUAUUUCCUUGCUCAUCACCUCAAUGAUCCCAAGGCAAAAGCUUCCGAUAUUGUGAUUGCUAAAUUAGACAAUGAAAUUGUGGGUACAGUGAAGGUUUUUCAUCGAUCCAUACAGGUACUUGACUCAACAAAUGGAAAACAAGGUGAAAAAGUAGUAAAUAAUAAUGAAGAAAUUAAUAAUGAUGAAGAAUUAGAAAAGCCGAGCAUCGGAAUGUGUUCAUGUAAGGGAAUUGGAGAGGUUGGUACGAGAAGUGAUUUUAGAGGAAGGGGCAUUGCUUCUUCCUUGUUGAAUUUGCAGGUGGACAAGAUGAAAAGCAAUCAUGAUAAUGAUGCAAUAAUAUUAUCAUCAUUACAUGCCUCCACUGAUGCCUCUAAACUGUAUGGAAAACUAGGAUGGAGUGCCAUUCCUUUACAUUUCUCAAAAUUGAAAUUUGCAUUGAGUAAGCCAACAUGUUCAGCACAAGUGGGAAAUAAGGUGGUGAGAAUUGAAGUGACCAAUUUCAAGAAUGAAAAUCUUCAUGUAUUGUAUGAAAAUUAUUGUAGAUAUUUUGGAUUUUUAGGGGUGGAAAUUAGAUCGGAGGAGUAUUGGAAUCGAUGGGUUGUUCACGAAUCGAAAACCCAUCAAUGUAAUUCGUAUGCUCUCUACGAAAAUGAUGAGUUGAAGGCUUAUAUCAUUGUUGGGCCUGAUGACAAGAAUGAGUGUUUGAAAGUGAAGGAGUUUAUUUGUGAUUAUUCUGAAAACUCUGAGAAACGUCUGGAAUAUUUCUUUAAACUGAUAGACCAUGCUCAAUCUGAAACUAUUGUGGAAUUGUCACAAAUUUCGGCUAUUCUGCCUCGACCAGUUGCCAAGUUUGUUUUUAACCUUUCUGGAAAAAUAGGACAAUCUUUGCAAGGUCUUACUCAUGCAGGAAUAUUGGAAGAAUAUCAAGAAUUUUGGUGGACAGAUAAUGGAUACAUGUACAACCUUGUGAAGAAACCACACGAAAAAAGUACCUUGACUGAUUUAAUUGAGGAGGAAAAGCAUGUCGUGUGGAAAACUGAUGGAUUUUAA
Messenger RNA from Naegleria gruberi, 1173 nucleotides. RefSeq names its product GCN5-related N-acetyltransferase. The coding region runs from base 1 to 1173 and encodes 390 amino acids. Lineage: Eukaryota; Heterolobosea; Eutetramitea; Acrasida; Naegleriidae. Gene Ontology annotation, biological process: aminoglycoside antibiotic catabolic process. The transcript has a single exon. The record is from RefSeq and is a predicted model, not a curated record. Gene Ontology annotation, molecular function: aminoglycoside N-acetyltransferase activity.